AUGUCAUCCUCCACACCGUCCUCAUCGAGCUCUUCACUUCCCCAGUUCCACGUACACCCUCAUUCGGCUCACAUACACAACGUUCCACCGAUCCAGCCCGCAGGUGAAUCGUCAGUAGCGUUGGAAGAAGAGGAAGAGCAUGAUUAUGAGAGUCUGCCUGUGGGUAGUGGAUGGGCGGUCAAUAUGGCUGCGGGAGCUAUGGCCGGUAUCUCCGAACAUGCUGCUAUCUUCCCUGUGGAUUCGAUCAAAACCCGAAUGCAAGUACUCCCAGCCCUCAAUCCUAUUCUCUCACCCCUCGGUGUUGGACCGUCUUCUGCUACUGCUCCCACGGCUACCUCAGCAUCAGCAUCAGCAUCAACGUCCGCAGCUCGAGCGGCAGCACCACAACUGAAUACAAUCAUGCAGCAUGUCCGAUCGAUAUCAACCACCGAGGGUCUUAGAUCAUUAUGGAGAGGUGUAGCUUCAGUCAUAUUAGGUGCCGGUCCAGCGCACGCAGCUCAUUUUGGGAUGUACGAGUUCGUCAGGGAGAUCAGUGGAGGGAGGGGAGAAGGUUGGGCGGGUGUCGCUGGGACGGCAUUGGCAGGAGCGGCUGCAACGAUAUCGAGUGAUGCUUUGAUGAAUCCUUUCGAUGUUAUCAAACAACGAAUGCAAAUCCGAAACUCCCCUCAUCGAACCGUCUUAUCCUGUGCUCGAACGGUAUACGCCCGAGAAGGAUUGGCCGCAUUCUACGUAUCGUACCCUACGACGUUAACGAUGAGCGUGCCGUUCACCGCUGUUCAGUUCUCCGCUUACGAAAGUCUGAAGACAUUGUUGAAUCCCGAUGGAAGUUAUAGUCCGGUAACGCACUGUACGGCAGGUGGGAUUGCUGGUGGAUUGGCUGCUGCUGUGACUACGCCGUUGGAUGUAGCUAAGACCUUGUUACAAACAAGAGGAUCAAACUCUGACCCACGCAUACGAGCUGCCAAAUCGAUGGGCGAAGCAUUACGGAUCAUCAGAGAUAGGGAUGGAUGGAGGGGUCUGAGAAGAGGAAUGUUACCUCGAGUGCUGACCGUGGCGCCUAGUACGGCAAUAAGUUGGAUGAGUUAUGAGUUCUUCAAGGUCCUUAUAAGGCAAAACGGUCAUUUGCCUGAAUCUGGUCAAGCGGUAUAA
Kwoniella botswanensis is the source of this 1149-nucleotide messenger RNA. RefSeq lists its product as uncharacterized. Gene Ontology annotation, cellular component: mitochondrial membrane. The record is from RefSeq and is a predicted model, not a curated record. Bases 1 to 1149 code for a protein of 382 amino acids. The transcript has 6 exons. Gene Ontology annotation, molecular function: ferrous iron transmembrane transporter activity. Lineage: Eukaryota; Fungi; Basidiomycota; Tremellomycetes; Tremellales; Cryptococcaceae. Gene Ontology annotation, biological process: iron import into the mitochondrion.